This is a messenger RNA of Populus trichocarpa (black cottonwood), 1128 nucleotides long. RefSeq lists its product as uncharacterized. The transcript has 2 exons. The record is from RefSeq and is a predicted model, not a curated record. Bases 1 to 438 code for a protein of 145 amino acids. NCBI's taxonomy places the organism in Eukaryota, Viridiplantae, Streptophyta, Magnoliopsida, Malpighiales, Salicaceae.
AUGGAGUUUCAUUGUAGCAGUCAUACUCGAUCUGAAAGGCAAAUGGGAACAGACCCUAAUCUUGAAUUCGAAGGUGUCGAGUACAGCGAUGUUUACUAUGCGGAGCUUAAGAAGCAGAUUUUGCUUUUGACCGCCGAUGACGACGAAGAAGUUGAUGUUACAAACCAUUCCAGGUUGGUUGAUAUUCAAAGGAAACAGGACUCGAACAGCUUAACCAACAGUUUUCCUACAACAUUACAGCCAGGAAGCUACUUCAACUGGUGGGAGAGGCAGAAAACUGAUUUGGUACCAACUUGGCCUGAGAACUUAUGGAGAUCUAAUGGCAAUGGAACUGGGGUAUUCAUCCCUCAAAUUGUGAAAUCUAGAAGAUACAGGCGUGGUGGAGUGAAUAACGUGAGGAGACGAUACACAAGCCAGUGGAGUAUUGCAGAUAGCUAAAUUUGAUUCUUCCCAGAUCAUGUUAUUGAUAGGGGGUUUUAGGUUGCAAUAUAACGCCUGCAAAAGAAUCAACAGCUGUAACAGUACCAACAAUAAGAGAUGUGCUUUAACAUGUAUGCAAAUCGAUAGAAAUAUUUUAACAAUGAUGCCACAUGAAUUCUAAACAUCACCCCAGCUCUGGGAUCAUAACCAAGAAAUGGGAUUUCUGGGUGCCAAUUAUACAGCAGAGCAUCAUUAGAUUACUAGCUAUCUUAUAACACUAUUGUCGCAACGUGAGGUGACGAUUACAUCCAUCCACGGCUAUAGAGCAUGCCUAAUUACACAUGUAAGAUAAAUCUACUCAGCAACCACUCGACCUAUAGUAUUGUAUGUUCUUCUCAAUACCAUACACUUCUAUAUGAUGCAGAACCUUUGACACAGGGGAGGGGGCCGAAAUACCCAGCAACAAUCAAAGAGAUCAAACAAGAAACAAUAUGACAUGCAUGGGGUACUCAAGUCAUCUUUUAAGGUAGCAUCACAUCUAAGCAUUUACUGCAGCAAUGAAGUCACUGAGUCCAUAAAGUAACUUCUUCAUUAGUAAAAGGUAAAAACAAACUCCCUCCAAAUUGCAAGAUUCAUGUAACCAAUGUCUAGCGGCAUGAAAUACAGCUAUUUCAAAUAUCAAUAGAGUAUUCAAGAAUAAACAACUCA